AUGUUGAAUCGAUCAUCAGAAAUAACUUUUGUAAACUUUAAUCAAACUGGGUCAUGCAUAUCGAUGGGGACAUCUCGCGGGUUCAAGAUCUUUUGUAGUGAUCCAUUUGGAAAAUUUUAUUCAGAGGAAAGUGGGAGCUAUUCAAUAGUUGAAAUGUUGUUUGCUACAUCGUUAUUAGCUCUAGUUGGAAGUGGAGAUGAACCAGCAUUAUCACCAAGACGAUUACAGAUCAUUAAUACGAAAAAGCAUUCAGUGAUAUGUGAAGUAACGUUCCCUACAUCAAUAUUGGCUGUCAAGAUGAACAAAUCACGAUUGACAGUCCUAUUACAGGAACAAAUCUAUAUUUAUGAUAUUACGAAUAUGAGAUUACUGCAUACUUUAGAAAUACAUUCAAAUGUUAACGGAUUAAUGGCGAUAUCACCAACUUUGGAAAAUAACUACUUAGCAUUUCCAUUGCCGCCUAGAGUGAUAAACUCAGAAAUUAGAACAAAUGCCACAACUAAUAAUAUAAUGCUUUCAAUGGGAGGUAAAAAUAAUUUAAGUUAUGAUACCACGAAACAACUAGAAAAGGGGGACAGUGGAAGGAAAGACGAUGAGAAUGUAUAUGAUAAUGGUUCGACUAAUACAAUAAAUACAGUAGAUGAAGAGGAUGAAUCUGCUUCAAAAGAUGGGGUUUUGAAAAAUGGGGAUAUCAUUAUAUUUAAUAUGGACAGUUUACAACCCACAAUGGUUAUUGAAGCCCAUAGAGGACAGAUUGCAUCUUUAGCUUUCAAUUUCAGCGGGACCUUAUUGGCUACUGCUUCUGAUAAAGGAACGAUUAUCAGAGUGUUUAAUGUGGAGACAGGUGUCAAAUUAUAUCAAUUUCGUCGAGGAACAUAUCCUACCAAGAUUUAUUCAAUGUGUUUCAGCGAUGAUGAUACAUUUCUAGCAGUAACAUCCUCAAGUAAGACAGUUCAUAUAUUUAAGCUAUAUAAGAGCAUGGAUAUUACCUCAAAGAGUGGUACUUCUGAUGAAGCUAUAGGUGCUGAUGGGAACGAUUAUGAUAGCAAUUUUGGAGAAAACAACGAAGUGCUGGCUAUGGAUGAUGAGGGUGAAGAUAUAGACGAUGCAGGAGCAUCAAUUGCAGAUAAUGACUUAGAUAUAACAAAUGAAAAAGAGCCGUACGUAGAUGCCUCAAGAAAAACAGUCGGUAGAAUGAUACGUAGCUCUUCGCAAAAACUAUCGAGAAAAGCAGUUAAAACUCUGGGGAAUAUUCUCCCGAUAAAAAUGACAUCGUUGCUAGAACCUUCGCGACAUUUUGGAUCGCUGAAAUUACCUGUUGAUGAUACUAAUGAUAACAAAAGCAUAGCAAAUAUCGGCCAUCUAGUGGAUGUUGAUACGUCCAAUUAUCCGGAAUUAUUCAAUACGGCAGAAAAUAUUUCGGCUAAUGGACAAUCGACUAUUUUGAAGAUGUUGUCUAUCAGAGUAAUUUCAUCGGAAGGGUUCCUUUAUAAUUAUAUUUUAGAUCCAGAGCGUGGCGGAGAUGGACUUCUUCUGUCACAGUUCUCCCUUUUAGAACAAUGA
Messenger RNA from Naumovozyma dairenensis CBS 421, 1563 nucleotides. It is a transcript of the gene ATG18, whose product is annotated as phosphoinositide binding protein ATG18. The transcript has a single exon. Lineage: Eukaryota; Fungi; Ascomycota; Saccharomycetes; Saccharomycetales; Saccharomycetaceae. Gene Ontology annotation, cellular component: phagophore assembly site membrane; cytosol; extrinsic component of membrane. The record is from RefSeq and is a predicted model, not a curated record. Gene Ontology annotation, biological process: nucleophagy; autophagy of mitochondrion; protein lipidation. The coding region runs from base 1 to 1563 and encodes 520 amino acids. Gene Ontology annotation, molecular function: protein binding; phosphatidylinositol-3-phosphate binding; phosphatidylinositol-3,5-bisphosphate binding.